This is a messenger RNA of Schizophyllum commune H4-8, 361 nucleotides long. RefSeq lists its product as uncharacterized. Lineage: Eukaryota; Fungi; Basidiomycota; Agaricomycetes; Agaricales; Schizophyllaceae. Bases 1 to 225 code for a protein of 74 amino acids. The record is from RefSeq and is a predicted model, not a curated record. The transcript has 5 exons. Gene Ontology annotation, cellular component: membrane.
AUGGCUCUUAACCCAACCAACGAGGAUCUGCUCUUUGUCGUCCUCGCCAUUCUCCUUCCACCUGUGGUACCGUUGCUGCUGAAGGGAAUUGGGCCAGACCUCAUUGUGAACCUCUUAUUGACGAUAUUCGGCUUCUGGAUUCUAGGAGUCAUACAUGCACUCUGGCUUGUGUAUCAGAAGAUGAAGACAAAUACCUGGUGGCGGAGUAACAGAGUUAUAGCAUGACGAAAUCUCGACCGAGCUCGGAGACUGAGCAAACACGGACGCAGGAUGGACUAUUCGAUAUACCCUUUCAUGAUGUCGAUACAGGACGGUUAGAUAAUUGGAUGCUUUUUGAAGAAUUUACUACCGGAGCUGAUUG